Messenger RNA from Drosophila eugracilis, 1211 nucleotides. RefSeq names its product homeobox protein Hox-A3. Bases 83 to 1093 code for a protein of 336 amino acids. The record is from RefSeq and is a predicted model, not a curated record. The transcript is spliced from 3 exons. Lineage: Eukaryota; Metazoa; Arthropoda; Insecta; Diptera; Drosophilidae.
UUUUUGGUUUCAUAUACAGUUGAAGCACACUAUAUACACAACAUUCAGAGUGUAGAUAAAAGAAAAUUUCACACGAUAAACGAUGCAUAGCUAUGGAGUCCUACAAGGUCUUAUUCUAGCAAUAACAGCAAUUAUGAUUUUGGGUGUUUGGGUGCAUGGAGUCAUUGGGUUGCCACUGGCUUUAUCCGUUUCCGAAACUCUUCCGAUCGCCAUGCCAGUAGUAAGAGCUCCGAGGCAGAUCAAUCUUAAUCAGUCUACGUUUGAUGUUGACGACUGGAGCUCUAAAGCAAAAAUGCCUCAUAAUUCAGACGGCUUUCGAGUUUUUGGAAAGAAACUACAGGAUAGUUAUCACCGAAAAAUUGGAAUCAAUGGAACUCAUGAUCCUCCCACCACCACCAGUAGUCCUACUACUACUACUACCAAAGCUCCAAGGAAACGAAUAAAAAGCGGUAUUCGACUCUUUGCCUCUCCACAGGAUCCCGCAGCAGAACCUCCUGCUUCUGGAGCACCUCCAGAUGGAGCAGCAGCGGCACCGCCAGAUGGAGCGGCACCGCCAGAUGGAGCGGCACCGCCAGAUGGAGCAGCAGCGGCACCGCCAGAUGGAGCAGCAGCGGCGGGAGCUGAAGGGGGUGGAAAAAAUGGUACGCCCGAUUCGCUGCGCGUUAGUAUUGAACCAUUCGGCACUAACAAAUACGGCGGAAAGGAAUACAAUCCAUGGGCCAUCACCUUUGGAGACCAAUUCUUCGAUACCCGCUUUACUCCUGGUAUGCGGCCCCGUUAUAAUGUUAUAAAUAUGGCUCCCCCUUAUAAUUACAUACCUAGUAAGGAGUUGACCACCGUGUGCGUGAAUAGAUCGACCAUGUACAACGAGAUCAAGGUGGAGAAGUGGCUGAUGCGCCAUGUCUACAGCAAAAGGAAGAAAAGCCGCCCUUAUUUCAUGCAACUGCGUCAUCAAUUGUACGAGAAAGGAAAAUCGGAAGAGUGCGAAGCUCGGCUUCCGCGAUCAAAUUACUUACAAUGCUCAAUACGCCGUCACCAGCGCAUGGAGUACUUAAUCCCAAAGUAUCCGCUACAACAAUUUGCCGAAAACUAAAAUCUCUAUUUCUCUCCUGGACGCACUUGUACUGUUUAAAUUUCAGUUAGACAUCAAUCAUGCCACAUUUUCAUUUCAUGAUAACUGAUAACCAUAAAUAUAAUCCAUCCGCUCAUUA